This is a messenger RNA of Arabidopsis lyrata subsp. lyrata, 3075 nucleotides long. Its product is annotated as homeobox-leucine zipper protein PROTODERMAL FACTOR 2. The coding region runs from base 428 to 2656 and encodes 742 amino acids. Gene Ontology annotation, biological process: regulation of DNA-templated transcription. The record is from RefSeq and is a predicted model, not a curated record. The transcript has 12 exons. NCBI's taxonomy places the organism in Eukaryota, Viridiplantae, Streptophyta, Magnoliopsida, Brassicales, Brassicaceae. Gene Ontology annotation, molecular function: DNA-binding transcription factor activity, RNA polymerase II-specific; DNA binding; lipid binding.
AAUUAAUUAAACUAAUUAGCCUUUUUCAUUAGUUUUGUUACUGGAAACGGUUCGUUUUUAGUGCACAGAGACCAAGGUUUAAUUCUUUAAUAAAUUCAAUGGAGAGAUUAGAAACUUGUGAAUCUCGUUCUCUCUCUCUCUUCUCUUACUAGCUUUUGAGUCGACAAAAGAGAGAGAAGAUCAUUAAACUCAAACCCAAAAAUUAAAAAACAAAAGGGAAAAAGAAAAAAUAACUACAAAGAGAUCUAUCUUUAGGGUUUCAAAACUUUCUUGAGUUUCAGAUCGAAUUGAUGGAAGAUAUACUUGGAGAAGAAAAUCAAAUCACGAAAAUAUAUUAAUCAAGAACCUUGAAGAUUUGAAGGAAACCAAAGUUGACAACUCCUAAUUAAAUAUCUAACUGAGUGAUCAUAGUCAAUCAUCCACCACAAUGUACCAUCCAAACAUGUUUGAGAGCCAUCAUAUGUUCGAUAUGACCCCAAAGAGUACCUCCGAUAACGACUUGGGAAUCACCGGAAGCCGAGAAGAUGAUUUUGAGACCAAGUCUGGUGCAGAAGUCACCACUGAGAAUCCUUCUGGUGAAGAGCUUCAAGAUCCUAACCAACGUCCCAACAAAAAGAAGCGUUACCAUCGCCACACGCAACGCCAAAUUCAAGAGCUCGAAUCAUUCUUUAAGGAAUGUCCUCAUCCAGAUGAUAAGCAACGAAAAGAGUUGAGCCGCGAUCUCAAUUUAGAGCCUCUUCAAGUAAAGUUUUGGUUCCAAAACAAACGUACACAGAUGAAGGCACAAAGUGAGAGGCAUGAGAACCAGAUUCUAAAGUCAGACAAUGACAAGCUCAGAGCAGAGAACAAUAGAUACAAAGAAGCUCUAAGCAAUGCUACAUGCCCUAACUGUGGUGGUCCAGCUGCUAUUGGAGAAAUGUCAUUUGACGAACAACAUCUCAGGAUCGAAAAUGCUCGACUCCGCGAAGAGAUUGAUAGGAUCUCUGCUAUUGCUGCCAAAUACGUUGGGAAGCCAUUAGGAUCGUCUUUUGCUCCACUAGCGAUCCACGCUCCUUCUCGUUCCCUUGAUCUUGAAGUUGGAAACUUUGGGAACCAGACAGGAUUUGUAGGAGAAAUGUAUGGAACAGGGGACAUUUUGAGGUCGGUUUCGAUCUCUUCUGAGACAGAUAAGCCUAUAAUCGUCGAGCUAGCGGUUGCAGCUAUGGAGGAACUCGUGAGAAUGGCUCAAGCCGGGGAUCCUUUGUGGGUUUCAACCGAUAAUUCGAUUGAGAUUCUCAAUGAAGAAGAGUAUUUCAGAACGUUUCCAAGAGGAAUCGGACCAAAGCCAUUAGGAUUGAGAUCAGAGGCGUCGAGACAAUCUGCGGUUGUUAUAAUGAAUCACAUCAAUCUCGUUGAGAUUCUCAUGGAUGUGAAUCAAUGGUCUUGUGUUUUCUCUGGGAUUGUGUCAAGAGCCUUGACACUUGAAGUUCUUUCAACUGGAGUUGCUGGGAACUACAAUGGUGCUUUGCAAGUGAUGACAGCUGAGUUUCAAGUUCCAUCACCGCUAGUCCCAACGCGUGAGAACUACUUUGUGAGAUACUGCAAACAACAUAGCGACGGUUCUUGGGCUGUGGUUGAUGUCUCUUUGGAUAGCCUUAGACCGAGUACUCCGAUCUUAAGAACCAGAAGAAGGCCUUCAGGUUGUCUGAUUCAAGAAUUGCCUAAUGGUUAUUCCAAGGUUACAUGGAUAGAGCAUAUGGAGGUAGAUGAUAGAUCAGUUCACAACAUGUAUAAACCAUUGGUUCAUUCCGGUUUAGCUUUCGGUGCAAAACGUUGGGUGGCUACACUCGAACGACAAUGCGAGCGGCUUGCUAGCUCCAUGGCCAGCAACAUUCCUGGUGAUCUUUCUGUGAUAACGAGCCCUGAAGGAAGGAAGAGUAUGUUGAAGCUAGCUGAGAGAAUGGUUAUGAGUUUCUGUAGUGGUGUUGGCGCGUCGACUGCACACGCUUGGACAACAAUGUCGACAACAGGAUCCGAUGAUGUUCGGGUCAUGACCCGGAAGAGUAUGGAUGAUCCGGGGAGACCUCCGGGUAUUGUUCUUAGUGCAGCUACUUCAUUCUGGAUCCCAGUUGCUCCCAAACGUGUUUUCGAUUUCCUUCGUGACGAAAAUUCAAGAAAAGAGUGGGAUAUUUUGUCAAAUGGAGGUAUGGUUCAAGAAAUGGCUCAUAUAGCCAAUGGUCACGAACCUGGGAAUUGCGUCUCCUUGCUCCGAGUUAAUAGCGGGAACUCGAGCCAGAGCAACAUGUUGAUUCUACAAGAGAGCUGUACAGACGCAUCAGGAUCGUAUGUGAUUUACGCGCCAGUGGAUAUAGUGGCGAUGAAUGUGGUUCUGAGCGGUGGAGAUCCUGAUUACGUGGCUUUGCUACCGUCUGGUUUUGCUAUUUUACCUGAUGGUUCAGUCGGAGGAGGAGAUGGGAAUCAUCAAGAAGUGGUUUCUUCUACUUCUUCUGGGGGUUGUGGUGGUUCGCUUUUAACCGUUGCGUUUCAGAUUCUUGUUGACUCUGUUCCUACAGCUAAACUCUCACUUGGCUCGGUAGCUACGGUUAAUAGUCUGAUCAAAUGUACGGUGGAGAGGAUUAAAGCUGCCGUUUCUUGUGAUGGUGGAGGAGGAGCAUAGUUUUUUUCAGAAGAAGUAAGAAUAAGAGAAAAGGAAGGAGAAAAGCGAGCGGUUAUGGUUUCUCAUUUUGUGCUUUUUUUUUUUUUUUUGAAAUCCAAAGGAAGUCAAGAACGCACCUUUUGCGUUUAAUUUCAUCUCAAGAUGAUGAAAAAAGGUAAAGAGGUUCGGGUAUUGACUUCUGCUGGAAACCACGGUUUUCAAUUGUCUAUUUUGCGUUCUGCGUUUUGCUUGACAGUUCUUUGAACACUUUUUGGGUUUCCCCUUUUUGUGUUUCUCCCACCCAAGUGUCUGUUUCAUUGUUGUUUUGUAUUGUAAGCCUUUUUGUGGCACUUAACAGAUUAUGGGUAAAAUCGUUGUUGUCAGUACUACUAGUUGAACCGACGGACCAAUUUUCUAACAAACGUAAUUUUGUAUGGUAA